This is a messenger RNA of Pocillopora verrucosa, 1374 nucleotides long. The record is from RefSeq and is a predicted model, not a curated record. Lineage: Eukaryota; Metazoa; Cnidaria; Anthozoa; Scleractinia; Pocilloporidae.
CUCAGUUUAACAGCAUUCAGACAACGAUCUUCCUGGAGAAACAUGAAUGGUUCAGUCACCACCAAUGAAGACACCUUGGGUAGUUUACAAGAACCUGUCACACAAAGACACAUAUUGUUGAUAUGCGAUGAAGUAGGUACAGCCUGGAGAGACCUGGGUGCUGAGUUAAGGCUUGGAUCGCCUGUGGUUCGUAAUCUUACUUUUGAUUGCAACUCAAACCGCGAUAGAGCGUGGGAAGUGAUCGAUAAGUGGAGACAGAGCAACCCAAAUGAAGCAACUGUAGGAAAUCUUGCAGAUGCUCUAGUGAAGAUAGGGAUGGGAAAAGCCGCCCAAAAGCUAGUUGAAAUGCAUAUAUGUUUGCGAUGCCCUAAUUUGAAGAAGGAACUCAACGAUUUAAAAACAGAAACAGACGCAUUAAAAAACAAAAUCAGCCAACUUGAGCAAAUGCGCGUAGAAGACGAAAAAGAAAAAGAAAAGAAAAGGAAGGACACGAAAAGGAAGGAAAAGAUAAUCAGAAAAAACAACACCAAAAUCGCUGACUUAGAGAAAACGAAUAAAAUACAACUAGAUCACAUAGAGAGGUUAAAAAGAAUAAAUGAAAAGAUUAAGAAGAAGAAAAGAGAUCUUGUGGAAGAAAAUGAAAAAAUGGUGGAACAGAUUGGAGAGCUAAAAGCCGAUAAGGAGGAACUAAAAUUGAAGUUACAAUUUCAAACAUAUCCAGAGGAGCUGGAUCAGCUAAAAACUGAAAAUGGUGACCUGUCAAGUCAAGUAGAGGAGCUCAAGAAAAAAGUGGAAAGCUCUGAGUCAGAAUACAAGAGGCUACAAGAGAAGCUUAAGAAGUACAGCAAUUUCCAAAGUCGGGUUUUCUUACCGACUGGAAAGGAAUUUGCCGGCAACUGCCCUGGUGUCAUAUGCUUCCUAAAGAGAGACGCUUCUGUAAAGCUGCGUGCUUCUAGAUCUUCUGAUGGCCCGGGAGAAGCAAGUGACAUAUUAAACCAUAAGAAAGGCGCCAUUAGUGGAACAGCGGAAAGAGAAAAUUCAUGGUGGUCCAUUGAUCUGGGCUUGAGCCAUCGACUCAUAAUCACACACUACUCUUUGAGACAAGGCAAAACGCAUGGGGAGUCAGCACUUACCGAUUGGCAACUAGAGGGAUCUUAUGAUGGAAAAAACUGGGAAGAACUUAAAACUAUUUGCAACGGGAAGGAUCCACAGUUCGUCGCUCCUCCUCCAUUUUAUACAGGUACCUGGCCUGUCGGAGGGGAAAUACCGGCUUUUCGCCUUUUUCGAAUUUUCCAGACGGGUAGAAAUUCCUCUGGUAGAUAUGGAAUACAUCUAUCUGGAAUUGAGCUGUACGGAGUACUUCUGAACAUAUAA